AUGGAUCCCGAGUUGCAGAGACCAUUGUUGAAGCGUCGUGGUCAGGCGACUGGCCAUGAAGGCACUCUUCAAGGGCAAAGCCAGGCGGAUUUGGUGAGCCGACUUGUUGCAGACUACUCCUUGCAGCCUCCGCCACGAUGUCUACAAUGCCUAGAGACCAGCGGAUACCUUUUGCAGAUUGCCUUGGCAAUCCUCAGAGUUUUGGCUCCGAUCGUAAUGUGGUUUUUCACUGCACUGUACUACCUUUACAAGGUGAUCCCCAAGCAAGAACUGUUGGUCAUCUACGGGUGUGCACUUUGUUUCUUCGGAGGGGAGUUUUGUGCCUCAAUUGCGGCAGUGGAAUGCUUUCGGCGCACUGGUGGCGACAAGCUUCUUCUGUGUUUGCAGGACCUAGCCACCAACAUUCAAAUCGCAAAUGAAGCCUCCUUAGAGGAUGACAAGGCUGCCGGCCGUGACCUUGCUCAGCUGAGCCCGAAGGAUUGGUAUCAGCACAAGGCUGGCGUCGUGCUGAAAGCGGUAGACCCUGAUGUUGUUGUGAAGGCCUGUGCUGGCCUUUACCAGGGCUUCCUAGGACUGUUGGUAUCUUUGAAGUUCAAAUUUGCAUGGACAGUAGCUCUUGCUUGCUCCAUUGCGGAUCUAUUGCGCAAACCUGUCGCAAUAGUGGUGACGCCCAUCCUCGUGGUACUGAUGCCCAAGGGCUAUCACAAGUGGAUCAACCAGAUUAUCAAUCUGACUCUCAAGGCGAUUGCCGUCCAUUUGGCUUGGAAGCUGCAAGAGAUUAUCAGCUCGGUUCAGAGCGGACUGCUAGGUGCAAGCUUGGUUGGCACUGGAGUGAUCACAUUGACCUUCCAAGGCUUCUCCUGGGCUUCAGGCGGCCGCUGCUGCAAGCGAAAGUUUGAUCCUGACAAGAGCUUUUUGGACGAGCUUAUCGGACUCCCACUGGCUGCUUUUGGCAUUUGGUUUCAGCUCAAGAACAAUUUCAGCCUCCCCUUCCCGUACAAUUUAAGUCUGCUUCCUCUGACGAUCCUUGAGUCGGUGCUUCGUUUCAUGAUCACCUGGUUCCCCGUGCAGGCGACAGGCACCGGUGAUGGCUGUGAAUCCAUCUAUGGCGGUCCAUAUCCAGAUGAGAUCCAUCCACGAUUGAAGUUCAGGUAUCGUGGCAUGAUGGGUGUGGCCAGUGCUGGCCGAGGGACGAAGACCAAUGGUAGUCAGUUCUUCAUUGCUAUGGGCCGUCUUCCUUCCCUUGACGGCAAGCACACUCUCUUCGGCAAGGUUGUUGGACAGACCAUCUACAACCUUGUCCGCCUCAAUGAGGUAGAGGUAGACAAGAACGACAUUCCCGUGGAUGCCCCCAGGAUAGUACGCGCAGAGCUUGUUUGGGAUCCUUUCGGUGACUUGGAACCGCGCUACAAACAGUCGGUGCCAAAGCAGAUCAAGGAGAAGGAGGAACACAGACGAGCUCCUGUGCACAAGAAGAAUGUGCUCUCCUUUGCGGGCGCUGGGAGCGAUGAAGAGGAUGAUGAUGAUGAAGCAGAAGGAAAUGUGAAAGUGAAAAGCGCGCAUGACGUCCUCAACGACCCUCGACUGUCUCGAGAUGUUGCGUAUCCAGAGGAGGUGGCAGAGAAGAAGAAACUGCGAGAAGGCAAACGGCCUGCAGCAGCAGCUCCACAGGAAGGUGAUGCCAAGAGGCAGGUGCCUGCAAAUCGAGUGCCUCAAGGCAGAGUGUCGAAAGAAAAGGAAGCAAAGGAAGAUGAAAGUGAAGAACCGGAUUUCGGAGAUUCAGACUCAGAUGUCAGCGCUCAGCAGGCCAAACCUGUGAAGAAAGACAAAGAAGCUUUGAGACAGGAGACAAUCCUGAAACUGAAGAGGGAUAUCGUUGGCUUGGCCAAUGGGCUGCCAGCAGAAGAGCCCUCGAGGAGGAAAUCAGGCUCGGCCUUGGAGGCUAUGCGUAGAGGUUUCAAAACACGGUCUGAAACCAGGGUAGAAGUUCGAGGAAAGGAAGCAAGACGCUUGCAAGCGGAGGCAUUGGUGGAAGGCCUGAAAGGCUGGCAGGACCGUCUUCGCACUCUUCUGCCUGAUGACCCGGAAGGAGAAGAAGAGCAGCAAGAAAAGGAGGCCGAACCUGCAACUUUGGCAUCCUAUUGGGAAGAUGGUGAUGAAGAUGCCGACAAGGACUGGCUUGGCGGUUCAGGGCUCAAGUUCCAUACCUCCGGCGACAAGGCUUUCGAGAUUGCAGCUCGGAAGGCUCGGGACUCCCUGGAGAUCUUUGAUCCAAUUGCUGCAACCGGCAAUUCAGAGGCUCUGGCAGCAGCUCGCAAAAGGCGCAACGACAAGAUUGUGUGCGCCCUCAAUGCGGCGUCAGCAGCCACUCGAGCGCUGGUGAGACAGAUCUCAAAAAAGGGAGUCACAGAGUUUCGUUCACGGGCGCGCCCACCUCCUGGGGCCCCCGUUGCCGCAGUAGUCUGGGUGUUGGAACCCUUCGACGUGGCACAGGCCAAGUUGCUCGGCUUCCAAAAGGUGCAACACAAUGGAGCUGACAUCCGCCUUGAUUUGGACGUUACGCUGAGGCCUGCUGUAGCAGAGUCCACAUGGAAGAACAAAGCUCUCACCUUCCCCUGCAACAUUUGGACUGUGUCAAAAAAACUACCUGCAGGACUGUGCGUGUUGAUGCCUUUUGUCAGGCGAGCUCGUGAUGCGCCAGACAAAGUGCGGAGUUCCAAGAAGGAAGACAAGACGGCUAUCUCUGGAAACGUGAACUCUGAGGAGAUGGCUCAUGGGCCUUCAGCACAGGGAGCCGCACAGAUGAAGGAAUCGGAGGAAAAGAUGAACCUGGAGUCCUUUCUGAAUUACGUUGCCUUCAACAAGAAGGCUCCAGUGCAGACCCUUGACCUCUCAGACGCAAGUGCCGAUAAAGCCAAUGCAGAGGCGCAGAUGGUUUUGCGUGGGGCCUUGAACUUCAAACGCGUGGAUGUGGCAAAGGAACUCUAUGACCAGUUAGCGGCAGCGAAUGUGGACAUUUUUUCAGCCACCUUCUCGUUGAUGAUAGAGGCAAGCGUGCUCGCAAAAGACCUCAAAACUUCCAGUGACUUUCUGAUGAAGAUGGAAUCAUCCGGCCACAGCCCAAGCAGUGAGCUGCUGGACAAGGUCUUGGACCUUUACUCCAACCAGAAAACACAACGCGACGUGAAGAAAUCCUCCAAAGAGGAGGAUGGAACUGGGAACGGUGCAAUCGAGAAGGAGGUGAUCCUUCCGAGGCAGAAGCUGAAAUCGGAUGCUCGAAUUUUCGUGCCCAGCUUUGGGAUUCCUCCCCCACCACCAACGCCUAAGCCAGUGGACGAGGGCUUGCCGGGACGAGUCGAGGCAGACUCGCUCAGAACAAAGCUCAUGCCCACUGCGAAACCUUUUGAACCGAGCGUGUGGAUGGCUGAUUCGGCUCCACUUGCUCCUGGGGAGUGGGACGACCCAAAGACUGCGGCGCCGGAGGCUGGCAGGGCAUGCAUCACGCCGCAUGCGGCACUGCAGAAGUUUCUCGUUGACAGCCGGGGGUUGAGCAGACUCCUUGCUUUGAGCUCUAUGCAGGCUUCCGAAGCGAAGCAGAACUCUUCGAGAAAUGCUGGGCCCUUAGGUGUCAGUUGA
This is a messenger RNA of Cladocopium goreaui, 3636 nucleotides long. NCBI's taxonomy places the organism in Eukaryota, Dinophyceae, Suessiales, Symbiodiniaceae. The record is from the annotation of a GenBank genome assembly.